AUGGAAAAUAUUGCAACAAAGCUGAUCAAAUCCCUUCUUCCUUACAGAAAAUUUCUCCUUCAGUUUCGUACACUCUCUACCUCACAAACACCACUUGAAGAAACCCUCAAAGCAACCAUUGAAUCCAAAUCCUACACACAAAUCCCUGACCUUUUCAACUCCUUUAAACAAUCUAACAACAACCCAAGUCCUUUUUCGUUCCUCUCUACAUUCCCUUUUAAUCUUAGGACCCAAGUCAUCGAUGAAAUCAUCCAAUCUUUGAUCCCCAUUAGACCCCGGUUUCGAAACUCUAUAGUUUAUAGCUCUCUUCUCUCAUACACCCUUCAAAGUUCGGAUCUUUUUCCUCUUUCUCUUUCUAUAAUCCAAUGUACUCUUCGUUCUGGGUGCUUACCUGUGCCUCAAACACAUGUUUCUCUCUCUUCUGCUUGGCUUGAUCGCCGGCGUGAUGGUCAGUCAGUUGGUGGCAUUCUAAUGGAAAUGAAGUCUAUUGGGUAUAAUCCUGAUUGUGGUUUGUGUAAUUAUAUUAUGUUGUCUUUGUGUAAUGUUGAUCAGUUGAUCGAGGCAGUGAAAGUCUUGAAGGAUAUGGGAAAAGUGGGUUGUUUUCCUGAUUUGGAAAGUUAUGGGAUUGUUAUUGGUGCAAUGUGUAGAGUUAGAAAGUGCGAUGAUGCAAUUGAGAUGGUUAAGGAAAUGGUAGUGAAAAUGAGGUUGAGUCCUAGGCAGGGAGUAGUGGUGAAAGUAUUGGCUGCGUUGAGGGCGAAUAGAGAGAUGAGGAAAGCGGGUGAGAUGGUUGAGUUCUUGGAGAAGGAGGAGUAUGGUGUGGGGUUUGAGGGUUAUGAGUCGUUAGUUGAGGGAUGUUUGGAGUGUAAAGAUUUUAUUUUGGCUGUCAAAAUUGUGACGAGAAUGACAGAGAAAGGGUUUAUACCUUAUAUCAAGGUGAGGCAAAAGGUGGUUGAGGGGCUGAUUGAUGCUGGUGAAUGCAAGCUUGCUUGUACUGUGAGACAAAGAUUUGCCGAAUUAAGUUCUUAG
Molecule: messenger RNA, 1026 nt
Organism: Dovyalis caffra
Lineage: Eukaryota; Viridiplantae; Streptophyta; Magnoliopsida; Malpighiales; Salicaceae
Source: the annotation of a GenBank genome assembly